Molecule: messenger RNA, 1841 nt
Organism: Hippopotamus amphibius kiboko
Lineage: Eukaryota; Metazoa; Chordata; Mammalia; Artiodactyla; Hippopotamidae
Gene: ADH4
Product: alcohol dehydrogenase 4 (class II), pi polypeptide
Exons: 9
Coding region: 164-1306 (380 amino acids)
Biological process (GO): formaldehyde catabolic process
Cellular component (GO): cytosol
Molecular function (GO): S-(hydroxymethyl)glutathione dehydrogenase [NAD(P)+] activity; zinc ion binding
Source: RefSeq, a predicted model, not a curated record
GCAGAUUACAGCACCAAAAAGUAGAGAAAAUGAUUGGAGAAUAGAAGAGCAGAAGUGGUAUUUAUUCAAAGACAAUUCUUUACAGGACAUGGAGCACCCUGGAUAGAAGUAGAAGAGCUUCUUAAAUCAGAAAGAAACUUUCAAGGCAAGUUUCCUAAAGAAAAUGGGGACCAAGGGCAAAGCUAUUAAAUGCAAAGCAGCUAUUGCCUGGGAAGCAAACAAGCCCCUCAGCAUUGAAGAGGUUGAGGUAGCUCCCCCCAAGGCUCAUGAAGUUCGAAUUCAGAUAAUCGCCACCGCCUUGUGCCAUACUGAUGCCCAUGUCAUUCAUCCUCAAUUUAAGGAGGCUUUUUUCCCAGUGAUCCUUGGCCAUGAGGCUGCAGGAAUUGUGGAAAGUGUUGGGCCAGGAGUGACCAACUUCAAACCAGGUGACAAAGUAAUUCCACUCCACAUGCCUCAAUGUGGAAAAUGCAAAUUCUGUCUGAGUCCACGCACAAAUCUUUGUGGAAAACUCAAGCAUUUGAAAAAUCCCAUCAGUGAUCAAAAAUUAAUGGAAGAUGAAACCAGCAGGUUUACCUGCAAAGGAAAACCAAUUUACCAUUUCAUGGGAACCAGUACCUUCAGUCAGUACACUGUAGUGUCAGAUAUUAAUCUUGCCAAAGUAGACGAUGAUGCCAAUUUAGAGAGAGUUUGUCUGCUUGGAUGUGCAUUUUCAACUGGCUAUGGAGCUGUAGUCAACGUUGCUAAGGUCACACCUGGUUCUACUUGUGCCAUCUUUGGCCUAGGAGGCACCGGUCUUUCUGCUGUAAUUGGUUGUAAAGCAGCAGGAGCUUCCAGAAUCAUAGUUAUUGACAUCAAAAGUGACAAGUUUACAAAGGCCAGAGCCCUUGGAGCCACUGACUGCCUCAAUCCUAGAGACUUAGAUAAACCCAUUCAGGAGGUCAUUGUUGAAAUGACUAAUGGAGGUGUGGAUUUUGCCUUUGAGUGUGUAGGUGGAGCUAAAAUCAUGAGAGCAGCCCUGGACAGCGUGACAGUAGGUUGGGGAGUAUGUACUAUCAUUGGAGUAAACAUCGGUGACAACGGGUUGAGUGUUUCUGCAAUGGAGCUAAUAACAGGUCGUACUCUAAAUGGAACAAGCUUCGGUGGUUGGAAAGGUAUCAAUUCUAUCCCAAAGCUGGCUGCUGACUACAAGAAUAAGCAAUUUGAUCUGGAUGCAUUGGUGUCCCAUACCCUUCCUUUUGACAAAGUCAAUGAGGCAUUUGACCUAAUGUACCAAGGAAAAAGCAUUCGGACAGUCCUGCUCUUUUGACGAUACCAGGAACAAUUUGGAGUAAUAGCUGAAUAAAUCUGAACCUGUCUGGAUAAUUCAUUACCUGAUAUGAUGAACAAUGAUAGCCAUGAAUUUAAACAGAUAUUUACACUUAACAUCUCAAUAUCAAAUAGCUAUAAAGAUUACAGCAUUUGUAUCCACAAAAUAUAUUAUUUCCUAUGUUCACUACGAUAAUUCACGUUUAUGAAUAGAAUCAUAUGAUGUCUGAGAAUUAUUUAAAACUAGUUCUGGAGAGGUGGGAGUGGGGAAUGAAGGGGUCAUAAAUAAAACUAGAUUGCUGGGGGGGGGACUCGAGGCGGGGGGAGUCAAGGAAGGGAGGGAAUACGGGGAUAUGUGUAUAAAAACAGAUGAUUGAACUUGGUGUACCGCCAAAAAAAUUAAAAAAAUAAAAAAAAAAAAACUAGAUUGCCCAUAUGUUUGUAAUUUUUUUAGGUGAUAAAUAUAUGGGGUUUUGAUAUACUGCUCUAUUAUUGUAUACAUUUAAAUUUUUCCAUAAUAAAAAGCCUUUUUAUCU